AUGUCCACCGAACGAUUUUCGACCAGGAGAACCAAAGCCACUUCUCUCUUAAAUAUCAAGGGACCGCCAAAUUCGAUCUCGACCAGAUCUCUCUCCAGCCGCCGAGUCGCCGGGGGAUCGAAGAAAAAUGUGGAGCGAUUACAUGAGAUCUUUGCCAAGGACGGGUGUCACCGCCUGGAUAUCCGAAACCACAUCACUGCUGUGGUCUCCCGCACAAACCUGCAGAGAGCCUGCCAGGCCACGGGACUGACUCUGGAAGAAUUAAAAUAUCGCCCCCAACAGUAUCCCCGCCUGUGCUUUCAUAGACCACAGGUACAAUGCCUUCAUGGACAAUAUCGAAUCAAAGCGGCCGAGGAUUUCCUGUCCCCCUCCGACCGGUGGUGGACGGUCGACCUCUAUUUGGAUGAUAUUAGCUCCGACCUCCGGAAUGCCCUCGUCGAUGAAUAUGCGAACGAGAAGCUCCCCACCGAUGGGGAGGUUUACCGGAAGAUCCGUCAAUACCAACACGAAAGCAACGCGCUCUUUCAAAAUCGCUGGUGGUCCCGGCUGUCGCCGAACAAAGCCAAGCGGUUACGGCGGCUCACGUCCCCGGACAAUAUCUACCUCUGCGCCGCGUUUGAUGUGUUGCUUGCGAUCCCGGGGCUCUGGAAUGGGAUGAGCCUGGGAUCCUUAAACACCGUGAUGGCGCUGAAGUGUGACAAAGAGGUGAUUCAUUACUUGAGACAUGUGAAGAAUUUCCGGGCGACGCUGGUCCACGAGGACCCUGCUCAGAUGGCCCGAAUCGACCUUCACACGGUGGACACGCUCCAACUGUACGCCCCUCGGGUGUCUACGGUGGAUCGGAAGAUCGUGAAAGGCAAAAUCCUCAGCGGCGAGGUGUUUUCGAACUUCAGCCGAUCCGAACGGGUCGCGAUCUGGGAGACGCUCCGGUCGCACGAGACGUGCGACGGCCUCAUCGCGUCCCUCCAUACCUUCUUCCGCGACCUCUCGUACCUGGAAGUCUGCGCCCAUGCCGUCAGACGGCUGGUUGCUUUGAACAAGCAGCAUCCCACCAUUCGACGCGCGCUGGUGCACAGCUUUCGACCCAGGGCGGCGGACACGGAUUGUCCGAUCCAGACGUCGGAAACCACGUUUCGCCGACAGGCGGGGUCUACCGACGAACGCCUGUCGUUCGCAUACCGCCAGAUCUGGAUGUAUGCGAUGCGGCAUUACCCGGACAUGGCCAAGCAUAUCCAGAGCGGCCAGGCUGCCAACGCGGCCCGGGCCAAGGCGCGCGCGAAGGCGAACGAGAGCGUGAUUCACAACAUGGCCACUCUGGCUCGGAUGACUGCCCGGGCGGCGCUGCUCCAAGCUCGGAAGCCCGACCACUACCACUAUGACCCGGACACCUUCGAGUCCCUGAUCGACCAGAUUGCCGGCUGUUUUGCUCUCGCGAUUCCGAACGAGGGUCCGCCAACGACGCUUCCCGCUGGCCGGGCGACGAAAUUGAAAGACCGUUGUGGAAUUCCUCCUGGGCAAGCUCAGCUGCUGGACCGCCCGCAUCUCUUCCUGGACCAGCUACGUUCGGCGGCGACGACGCAAAGGAACCCGUCGUCCCUGGGAGUGAGACGGAGCGUAUACUGCGCGUUUUUCGGGAAGCCUUCUUCCCAACAUCUAUGCCGUACACUCCGCCCGCCUGGUCACCAGCCAGCGAGCCUUCUUCGCCUUUGUUUGUUCCACGUGACGACACAUGCAGAACGGGAACCGUUUCCUGACGAUAUGUCGAUAAUUAGUCUGAGUGACGGUCCAUCCAUUCGCCAUCAGGGACGGUCGGAAGCUCGCGAAGAACAACUGGAAGGGCGACAGAACCCACGGCAAGGUCAAUCGCCUGCGUGGCGGCCGGCGGCCAUGCACAGUCAGUCUGGGGCCAGAGAACCUUCUCCGGCGAGCUCCGCAGGAAGGAGGUCUCAUCUCCCUGUGGGUGUGACUACCGACCAUGGGGAUAGCUCUGACGCGGACGAUCAGCCGGCCACCAGCGGAAAAGGAGAGGGUGCGGCGGGCGAGGAUGACUGCACGGAAAUCGACGAGAACGAGCUUUUGCACCGCGCGGAGGGUGAGGACCCUCGGCCAAGAGGCCUCCCUACCUACUUUGAUUCCUGGAACAUCCGUCGAAAGGGAUCUGUCGGAAGGAUUAGAAGAGAGUGCUGUUGGGGGACGACACCGGCACGAGCAGACCAGUACGACCGUCAUGCACAUCAAGAACAACCGUAUGAUCCUGCACAGAGAGGCAAUCGCUGUGCGGCCAGGACCGUUUCUCCAGAUGCCGACCGAGCUCCCAGCGGGAACUCCACCGACCCGGGCGCAAGCGCAGAGCACCGGCCCGGAUCAGAACCGUUACAAGCAAUCGAGGAACCGGCGGGUCUGGAACAGCCGACAGAAGAAGCACAUGCCCUAAACGAGGAUGGCACAGCAACUGGUGCGCCCCAGCGCGACUUUGCUGGAAAUGAUGCGCGACAGCUUGCCCAAACGGAGCAGCCCGAAUCGCGAAACCACGAAGGCGACGAACCCGCCUCUUCACAAAUACCACCGUCUGAUGGUGCAGAAGGAAUAAGCGGGGAGCAAGUGACACAGGGUAGAGAGUCAAUUGCCGAUCAGGUUGAAGAACUUCUCCGGGAAGAGCGACAUGCGCAGGAGCAAGCCGAUACACCGGCACAGCUAGGAGCAUCUCAAGCCCAUGCUGUCGCCCGCCGCGUCACCGAAAUUCCGGCGGAUUUGCCUAGUCUGAUCGCACAGUUGCGCGAAGGAAGCCAGCUUGAUGCAGGUGUACCUCUCGCCCAUGCAACAAGCGUUGCGCGCCCUGAAGACGAAGCCUCCCUCCGCCCCUUGCCCCUUGAGCCCAUCGCGCAGAGCACGGAAGAGGGACGGCUCGGAAGCGAUUUGGGCCAUACGAAUCUACCCCGAUCUCCCCGACGGGGUCCGAGGACCGGUCUGCAGCCACGUCAACCAGGAGCAGUCCGUAAACUGAGGAAGAAUCAGGCCACACCGACUCGAGAGAUCAAUCGGGCAAGUACUCGAGAUGCUGCCUUCGCUGAUGAGUUGUGGGGUAGCGAUGAGGGCGGCGACGAAGCGAGAGGGAUCACGGCCGAAACGACUGUGGUCUCUCCCCAGGAUGCUGAGCGAUGUCCCGCCGUUCUGCCCGAUCCAGAGCAGGCCCAACGGGAAGCCAUUGCAAGACAGGAGGGCGAAGGUCUCCUCUUUAAUACACCGCAUAUGAUGCAGGAGGCAGCGGACACGGAAAUGGAAGAUCUUGAAGAUCGUACUCCUGCGGCCGCUACCCGGCGCACCCGGAAGGUCACGAAACCGCCCAGGAUAGCCAAACCAAAGCAGGCUCAGCCAGGAGGAUCGUCCAAGGUGUCACGAGCCGGCACAGGGGUGAGGGAUGUGGCGCACCACGAAGCCAACGAUCCGGCUCCCCUUGCGGAGGGUGGUAUCAAUAGAGGUCCUGCUGGCAGUUCGUCACCAGAAGGGCGAGUGACGAUCACCGUUCGCGCCUACCAGCGAGGAGAAUGGAUAGUGACGGACGCGGUCUCUAUGGAUUCCCUUAAUCCAGUGAAGGCGCAGGCGAUCGCCGAGCGUGGCCGUGGACCAGUGUUCCGCGCGGCGAUCGACGACGGCAGUUUCACGGUCCUCAUGAGCUUGGGAAGAGGUCUCGCGGUGACGCGGGGGCUGGUGGCCUCCGUGACCCAAUUGCGCGAGAAUGUGGGAAUGGCUGGGCCAGCGACUGAAGACGAGGAGUUGUAG
This is a messenger RNA of Aspergillus homomorphus CBS 101889, 3780 nucleotides long. RefSeq lists its product as uncharacterized. The transcript is spliced from 7 exons. NCBI's taxonomy places the organism in Eukaryota, Fungi, Ascomycota, Eurotiomycetes, Eurotiales, Aspergillaceae. Bases 1 to 3780 code for a protein of 1259 amino acids. The record is from RefSeq and is a predicted model, not a curated record.